AUGGCAGAAAGAAAGGAGCGGGGCGAGGAAGAGGAGCCGUUUGACGUGUGGCUGGAGAAGAAGACAGAAGCAGAAGAAAAAGAAAAAGAAGAAAAACAAAAGAGACAGGCCAAGGCUGAGGGUGCGCAGGGUGAUGCGCAGCGACGCAAGGGCAAAGGAGACACUUCUAGCAGCAGCAGCAGCAGCAGCAGCAGCAGCAGCAGCAGCAGCAGCAGCAGCAGCAGCAGUGUGAUGGAGAUAGACGAGGAGGAUGCAGAGAUUAUAAAGGAGACAAAGAAGAUGGGUCGCCUGAGGGUAAGAGCAUUUCCCAGUGGAAUUCAAGGGGAACGACACGUUAGCCCUUGGGCGCGGACCCGCUUCGCCGAGCGGCUGCAGGAGGCCUGCUCUUCUUACGGCAGCCCAGACAACAGCGCUCCGGGGGCCCUUGAAGAGGUGUGCCGCAAGGCAGAGGCGGCGAUGAAGGUCUCCCAUUUAGUUGACGACGGGGGGAAGAUGCACGACCUCCUCAAGAGCUGCUUCCACACCACAAUCACGACAGUGGGUGUAGACGAGGUCACCGGGGACGCUCACCUGGCUGUGACAGUGGGUGUAGACGAGGUCACCGGGGACGCUCACCUGGCUGUGGUGCGGGGGAGCCGGCGCGUGUUCUUUGAGUUUAGCUGCUGCAUGCGCUUUCGUGUCUGCUGCUCCGGCAGCAAGACAACAGCAACACCCCAACCACCCACUGCUGAAGAGGUUGCAGAUUCAUAUGAAGGAGAGGGUAUGCACUUGCUGCUGCUGCUCCUGCUGCUGCUGCUGCUGCUGCUGCUGCUGCUGCUGCUGCUGCUGUUGUUGUUGUUGGUGGUGAUGGUGAUGAUGGUGAUGGGGAUGGUGAUGUAG
Molecule: messenger RNA, 879 nt
Organism: Eimeria mitis
Lineage: Eukaryota; Apicomplexa; Conoidasida; Eucoccidiorida; Eimeriidae
Exons: 8
Coding region: 1-879 (292 amino acids)
Source: RefSeq, a predicted model, not a curated record